Colletotrichum chrysophilum is the source of this 891-nucleotide messenger RNA. RefSeq lists its product as uncharacterized. NCBI's taxonomy places the organism in Eukaryota, Fungi, Ascomycota, Sordariomycetes, Glomerellales, Glomerellaceae. The record is from RefSeq and is a predicted model, not a curated record. The transcript is spliced from 3 exons. Bases 1 to 891 code for a protein of 296 amino acids. Gene Ontology annotation, molecular function: oxidoreductase activity.
AUGGCCUCACCGAAGCAAGUCGCUCUCGUCGUAGGCGCAUCAAGAGGCAUAGGACGUCAAAUUGCCAUUGAUCUUGCAAAAAAUGGCUACGCCGCCCGCGAAAUCCACGAGGCCGUCGGCGACGCAACGCCCAUUGCCGUGGACGUUCGUGACCAAAAAAGCAUCACGCGACUCGUCGACCAGACAAUCCAGGUACAAUCCCUUUCCUUCACCGCACACUCACAAAACUCACCCAUCGCCACAAAGAUAUACUCCCGUCUCGACGUCCUAGUUUACAACUCCGGCGCAAUAUGGUGGGCCUCCGUGGAAGACACGCCCCCCAAACGCUUCCAGCUCAUGCAGCGCGUCAACCCAGAGGGCCUCUACCUCACCCUGCAUGCCUGCCUCCCGCACCUCAAGCGCGAGGGAGCCGGCCGCAUCGUCGUCGUCAGCCCGCCCAUCUACAGCCGCUUCUUCCUCGGAAAGACGGCCUACGCGAUGGGCAAGGUCGGCAUGAGCGUCUUGACCAAAGGUCUAGCCAUGGAUUUCGCGAGGCAGGGGUUGGACAGGAUGGCCAUCACCAGCAUCUGGCCCGCUGUGGCAAUCGAAUCCGCAGCCACGCAAAAGUUUCAGGCGUCAAAUCCAGACGAGACCAAGGACCUGCGUAAACCCACCAUCUUCUCAGAUGCGGUGCUUGCUAUCGUGCGAGCCCCGGCGAGUGUCGUGAAUGGCGAACUUGUGCUCGAUGAGGACUUCUUAAGAGACCACGCGGGUGUGACGGACUUCUCCAAAUAUGCCCUCGUGCCUGGAUCAAGUCCGCGUAGGAUUAUGCCUGCAGAGCUCCCGGACUUGACCGUCAAGGAGCAGGAUGAUGAGGGGAAGAGGUACAGCAGUGCAAAAGCAAAGAUAUGA